Molecule: messenger RNA, 516 nt
Organism: Xiphias gladius (swordfish)
Lineage: Eukaryota; Metazoa; Chordata; Actinopteri; Istiophoriformes; Xiphiidae
Gene: adm2b
Product: adrenomedullin 2b
Exons: 2
Coding region: 1-516 (171 amino acids)
Biological process (GO): regulation of systemic arterial blood pressure; adenylate cyclase-activating G protein-coupled receptor signaling pathway; positive regulation of heart rate
Cellular component (GO): extracellular region
Molecular function (GO): hormone activity
Source: RefSeq, a predicted model, not a curated record
AUGUGUGCGCUCCUGCCCGCCUGGCUGUGCCUGCUGCUCGGCUUCCUGCCUCUGGAGAUCCAGUCCCGGGCUUUGACUCUGCAGAGCCUGACUCACAGACACAGGUGGAGUUUACCCAGAACUUCUAAAUGCCCAAAGUCUUCUCACACCGCCGUCAUGUCUACUGCGUAUGAUCUCUCCGUUGCCACCGACAACCAGAUCACCCAGGGAGACAGACAUAUCAUCUGGAGGGCCCUGAUGCACAAAGAGCCCCCGCCAAAGUUGUCCGACCCCUUGCUGCUGGAGCAAAGCCACAGUGUGCCGCAGGAAGCGCCACUCUGGCAUCGCAGGUCACGUGGUCGUCGUCAUGCCAACAGUGGCGGUGGGAGGGGUCACAGCCACCUAAUGAGGGUGGGGUGUGUCCUGGGCACCUGUCAGGUUCAGAACCUCAGCCACCGUCUCUACCAGCUGAUUGGACAGAGCGGGAGGGAAGACUCCUCCCCCAUUAACCCUCGCAGUCCUCACAGUUACGGCUAA